AUGAGUGAGGUGAGGGAGGGUGCUGGUCCUGUGAAAGAGCGCUCCAGUCUGAGCCAGCAGCACCGCCUGCGCGUGCAGCACCUUUCUCCUGAGGACGCGUGCCAGCACUUCUGGAGCUUCUGUCUGUGUGAGGCACCUGGGCCUGGAGAGGCUGUCAGCCAACUUCAGGAAUUAUGCCAUCAGUGGCUGAGGCCAGAUAUCCACUCAAAAGAGCAGAUGUUGGAAUUGCUGGCGCUUGAGGUGUUCCUCAACAUUCUGCCCAAGGAAGUCCAGAAUUGGAUACGGAAGCAUCAUCCACAGAACAUGAGCCAGGCUAUGGCCCUGAUAGAAUACUUACAGAGAAGGUUCGAAAUAACGAAUGAGGUCACAUCCCAGGAGCUAAGAAGAACGAUGGUAGUGCUCUUAGGUGGCGCUGCGGUGACCCCCGGCUUCAUCCAGAUGCCUGUGCAACCCCAGCUGAGAUGCUUGUUCCAGACAGAAAGGCGCAAUAAAUGCUACAUGCUACAAGAACGACUGGGCUGGCAUACUCACAAAGAGGUCCAUCUCAUGUAUGAAAGAGCCCUGCAAACUCUACAGAUCUUAGGCGUUACUGGGCCGAAAAGGACCGAACAUCAGGAGAUGGCCUCUGAGCACCUGCUCGAGUCCCAGAGUCUGUUGACAUUUGAAGAUGUGGCUGUGCAUUUCUCUGAAGAAGAAUGGCAAUUACUCGACCCUAAUCAGAAGACGCUCUACAAUGAAGUCAUGUGGGAUAUCUGUGAGGCUGCCUCAUUUGUAGGAUUAAAGUUCAAAAAUGACACCGGAAAUGCUGAGCCUAGUUCUGUUUCGGCAUUAGAAAUACAAGCAGCAGAACGCCAAGGAUCAAAGACCAGAAAGAAUGUUGCUCGGAAAAGAAAAGCCAAAGAAAAUCACAGUGAUACACACAGGGUAGAGGACCAGGGUCAAGGUAUUCUGAGAAAAAAUAGAAAGACACCUUCAACUAGUGAAGAAAACCUCCCAAAACGUAGGGCUUGUCAGAGGAAAGGUCACACAGGGGAUAAACGUUUUAAGUGUCAGGAAUGUGAAAAAUGUUUCAGAGGUAGUUCUGACCUUGUUAAGCACCAGAGAAUUCAUACUGAUGAGAAGUCUUACAAGUGUCCACAGUGUGAUAAGAGGUUUAGAUGGAGUUCAGGUAUUACUAAGCACUUCUUCAUGCAUCAAGGAAUAAAACCAUUUAGUUGUUCGUGGUGUGGAAAAAGCUUCAGUCAUAGAAGAAAUCUAUGCUUACACCACAGAAUUCACACAGGAGGGAAGCCUUUUAAGUGUCAUGAAUGUGGAAAAGGAUUUAUUCAGAAAGCACACCUUCGUAAACACCAGGAGACUCACUCAGGUGAGCCGAGUUUUACUUGUUCCACUUGUAUGAGAAAGUUCCGCACACAGUCAAGCCUUGUUAGACACCAAAAGUUCCAUACAUGUACAGAAGGAUGCCCACAGUCUUCAGUCUGUGACAAGUCCAUAUAG
Molecule: messenger RNA, 1497 nt
Organism: Octodon degus (degu)
Lineage: Eukaryota; Metazoa; Chordata; Mammalia; Rodentia; Octodontidae
Product: zinc finger protein 75D
Exons: 5
Coding region: 1-1497 (498 amino acids)
Biological process (GO): regulation of DNA-templated transcription
Source: RefSeq, a predicted model, not a curated record